GCGAUUGGAGAACUAAAAGUUGUAGCAAAAUGAGGACUACUCUAGCAUUGACUCUGCUGCUCAGCUGCCUGGCAGGCACUCUGGCCGAACACAUGGACAUGGACAUGGAGUCCUCGUUGGGCAAGGGAGUUGUCGAGAGUUGCCUGAAGGAGAAUGGUGUUUCUGGCGAUGACCUGGCGGACCUGCAAACCGGCAAGGUGAAGGCAUCAGAUGCCAAGGACAAUGUAAAGUGUGCCACUCAGUGCAUUUUGGUGAAGAGCGGCUACAUGGACUCCACGGGCAGCCUGCUGGUUGACAAGAUCAAGGAGCAAUUUGCGAACUCGCCCCUCAGUGCCGUCGUGGAGAAGGAUCUGGAAAGGUGCAGCAAGGUCAAGGGUGCCAAUGCCUGCGAUACUGCCUUCCAGGUGCUGGGAUGUUUCCAGAAGCAGAACAGUCAGGCCUAAGAAUGGGAUUAUCCUUUAAACACAGGACUUCCAAGUGAGCAAUACAAUUAGAGAGCAGCUAAAAUUAUAGAAUCCAGAAUUGUACCAACAACAGCAUUCAAUGUUUAAUGUAUAAACAAAUAUAUUACCUUCCAUGUUUUUUAAAAAGUA
Messenger RNA from Drosophila serrata, 593 nucleotides. It is a transcript of the gene Obp56g, whose product is annotated as Odorant-binding protein 56g. Gene Ontology annotation, biological process: sensory perception of smell. Lineage: Eukaryota; Metazoa; Arthropoda; Insecta; Diptera; Drosophilidae. The record is from RefSeq and is a predicted model, not a curated record. Gene Ontology annotation, molecular function: odorant binding.